Messenger RNA from Hippoglossus stenolepis (Pacific halibut), 2283 nucleotides. RefSeq names its product soluble guanylate cyclase 88E-like. Gene Ontology annotation, cellular component: guanylate cyclase complex, soluble. Gene Ontology annotation, molecular function: heme binding; guanylate cyclase activity; oxygen sensor activity. The record is from RefSeq and is a predicted model, not a curated record. Gene Ontology annotation, biological process: cGMP biosynthetic process; nitric oxide-cGMP-mediated signaling; response to oxygen levels. The coding region runs from base 1 to 2283 and encodes 760 amino acids. The transcript is spliced from 18 exons. NCBI's taxonomy places the organism in Eukaryota, Metazoa, Chordata, Actinopteri, Pleuronectiformes, Pleuronectidae.
AUGUACGGGCUGCUGUGCGAGAGUCUUCACGACUUCAUCAAGGAGUCGUACGGAGAUGAUGUGUGGAAGCUGGUCAGGGAGAGAGCAGAUGUCAGGCUGCACUCCUUUGUCACCCACCAGGUGUAUAGCGAGAGCGUGAUUCCCCGUAUUGCAAAGGCAGCCAGUGGAGUGACAGGGACGCCCUACAAUGAGCUGAUGAACUCCUGGGGUGUCUAUUUCCUGGGCUUUGUGGGGAAGUACGGCUAUGACAGGAUCCUCAAGGUGUUGGGCCGCCAUGUACGUGACUUUGUCAACGGCCUUGACAACCUCCAUGAAUACCUGCGCUUCAGCUACCCCAAGGUGCAGCCCCCAACCUUCUUCUGCCAGGAGGAGUCUGCUACUGGAGUCACCCUGCACUACAGGAGUAAGCGUAAAGGCUACCUGCACUAUGCCAUGGGUCAACUGAGGCAGAUGGGGAAGCAGUUCUACGACACGGACAUCCAAGUGGAGGUGAUGUCUGAGCAGAUUGUCGGAGACUACUCCCACGUCACCAUGAGGCUGAACUUUGACAACUCAGCCUACCGCUACAUCAUGAAGGAGGAUGAGGAAGAGCAGGAGAUAUUGCCCAUUACCUCAGACUUCUUCUUUGAGGUCUUCCCCUUCAAUAUUGUCUUCAGACAGGACAUGGUGGUGCAUAACGUGGGCUCGGGCCUGUCUACAGUCUUCCCUGAUCUGGAUGGGAAGAAAAUCACCGAUGCCUUCUUGCUCGCUCGCCCCCUAGUGGAGUUCAACUGGAACAUGAUCAUCUCCCACCCCAACAACGGGUUUGAGAUCAUGUCCAAGGAGCCAGUGAAAAGAGAGAGGAACCUUCACAACCGAGUCCAAAAUUUGGACUAUGAAAAUGCCAAUCGUACCGCUGACGUCGAUGUGGAGCUCAUGGCCUUCCAGUCCAUCAUUGGAGAUGAUUACAAAGACGGUAACAGCGCUAAUGCGAUGGAGAGCUGGGGUGAUGGGACGCGCUGCCUGAAACUAAAAGGACAAAUGAGAUACAUGCCAGAAUGGGAGUCCAUCAUCUUCCUGGGAACUCCUGUGAUGGAGAGUCUGAGUGCGAUGUUUAGGACUGGCCUGUACAUCAACGACCUGAGCAUGCACGACUCCAGCAGAGACCUGGUGUUGGCGGGGACUCAGCAGUCAGAGGAGCUGAAGAGAGCUCUCAUACAGGAGCAGAAGAAGUCCAGCAAGCUGGAGGAGAGCAUGAAGAUGUUGGAUUAUGAGAUGAAGAAGACUGAUGACCUUCUCUACAGGAUGAUUCCCAAGCCUGUGGCUAAGAGGCUCCGCAAAGGAGAGCCUGCUGUGAACACUUGUGAGGUGUUCCCAGAUGUGACCAUUCUCUUCAGCGAUGUUGUGGGUUUUACCCGCAUUUGCAGCCACAUCACCCCGAUGCAGGUGGUCUCCAUGCUCAACACCAUGUACACGCUGUUUGACACGCUCAGCGAGAAGCACCGCGUCUUCAAGGUCGAGACCAUUGGAGAUGCCUACAUGGUGGUUGCUGGGGCCCCGGAGAAAACCAAGUACCACGCUCAUAACAUUUGUGACAUGGCCCUCGACAUGGUGCGCUCCAUCGACCACCUAAAGGAUCCCUCCAACGGCAACCACAUACAGAUUCGUGUUGGGAUCCACUCUGGCAUGGUUGUGGCAGGUGUGGUGGGACAUAAGAUGCCACGUUACGGUCUGCACGGGGACACGGUCCACACCGCAUCUGCCAUGGAGAGCAACGGCAAGGAGAUGCACAUUCAGCUCAGCAGCGCCACCUAUGAGCACCUGAAAGGAAGUCACUUCAUUUUCGAAAGGAGGGGCAUCAUCACCAUCAAGGGGAAUGUUGAAAUCGAGACGUACUGGCUGAAAGGAAAGAGGGACAAGGAUGGGAACGCUCAGGCAGCGUGUCCACAGUUUGAGACUCAGACCAUCAGCAAGGCCAACAUCAAAGCCCCCGAGGCCAAACGAGAUGAGGAGGGACUGGUUUUUCCUCUGGUUGCGGGGGAGGGCAAGGACGAUGUCAAGUCUAUUCCCUCUCACCGCAUCAAGAUGGAGAUUUCAGGCCAUUCCCCGGAGGAGAAGAUGGAGGAGGGCCACACGGAGGAGAUGUCUGGUCAUAAGGCGCACCACAAGGACGCGUUGCAGGACGGCCUCGGGGACUCUCACCUGGAACUGAACUCGCCUGACGGCCGAGACUCCAUCACGGAGUCCCGCAACAGCUCCUGCGACUCCCACUCCUCCAAGAGUGCCAUGUGCUCUGUGUCGUGA